Messenger RNA from Alexandromys fortis (reed vole), 5546 nucleotides. It is a transcript of the gene Pelo, whose product is annotated as pelota mRNA surveillance and ribosome rescue factor. The record is from RefSeq and is a predicted model, not a curated record. NCBI's taxonomy places the organism in Eukaryota, Metazoa, Chordata, Mammalia, Rodentia, Cricetidae. Bases 1882 to 3039 code for a protein of 385 amino acids. The transcript has 2 exons. Gene Ontology annotation, biological process: nonfunctional rRNA decay; RNA surveillance; nuclear-transcribed mRNA catabolic process, no-go decay. Gene Ontology annotation, cellular component: cytoplasm.
UCAGUCCUUCCAGUGAUUCCCAGACUGUCCAUAGUGAACUGGUAAAGGUGUCAGCUCAAGAAGGUGGUGGGGGAUAACAGCAUGUAAUGUAUGUGUGCACAGAUGGUUAGAUAUAGAAAAGACAGAUAGGUGGUUGGCGGAACAGGGUGUGAAGGUAAUUGGGCCUCAAUCUGAAGGCCAGUUAUAGUCUCUUGAAGGUAUUUGUCAACUUCCUCAUAGUUUCAUUUACCUUUCUAAAAAUUAGGGUAGCAUUUUCGCCAUAUGAAAAGAUAAGAAAAGUGUGGGAAAGUGCUCGCCACGUUUUCAAAACUUGAUUGUAGGUCAAUGAAAUCCGUUCAUUCAUUAGGAGCCUAUGAAGCCACUGUCUGGAGCUAGUGGGCCCAGUGGCUUGUGUAGUGAAGGACUGCUGGCUUUGGAGGAGGAAGGCAAGAUGACUUAGGGACUCUGUGAUAGGAAGAUGGGAAGGAGAAAACAGGAAUGAGAGAUAGACAGAACACAGACAGGGAGACAGAGACAGGAUACAAAACAAGUAAAGGUGCUAACUUAAACUGGAAUCGUGGAAGUGCAACCCCCACCCCACCUCCCUGGUAACCUCUAAAAAAGAGAGCUGGCAUCAUCUAACAUAAUUCAUUCCUCCUUUAACCUUGUCUCCUCAAUUAAGGCUGGAGAGCUCUGCUUUAAGAUCCUUACACAAAACGCAGUGAGAGUAUGUGUUCACAACUUCUCUGCUUCCCAAUGUCUUCAGUCUCAAGAAAGAGGCAUUUCCAUCACCAAGAGGGGGGAAAAGGGGAAUACAAAAAGUUUCUUUUUCUUUACAACCAAUUCUGUGGCUUCUUCUUUAGGGGUGGUCAUAAUUAGUAGAUCGGUUUAUCUCAACUUCCCAUAGCCUCAGCUUUUGGCCAGUCGUUGGCAGGGAAGUUCAUUGCUAAUCUAUUGCAGCCCAGCUCCCACACUGAGCGCCUCAGAGACUACUGCCUGCCAAAUCUGGGAUUCCCAGGACAUCAGGUCAAGCCACAGAGAGGUCCACCAGGGGUACAUUCCACACAUAGUUUCUGCUUUCUCUGGGCUCUGUCCUUUAACAUCUGGGUUAACUGAAUCGUGCAAACAGGGUCACUAGGCGCCGAAAACAGCUGGGCAUGUGGCUGAGGCCAGACCAAACACGACUAGUUCUUAAAAACUGCUUCUGGAUAUCCCAGUGCCAAGUAGCAUGCGUCACGUCUGAGCGCCGGUAUGGAAUGAGCAAGAUCGGGUAGAGGUUGGACUUUGGGAACUAAGUGCACUUUUGAGGAGGCUUUUCACUUUUACGUAAGUUUUGAAGUUGGCUCCCUAUCAAGGAAGGAGGUGCAAAAUGACAAACUCAGUUUAAAUACGUAUGCUACCACUCACAUGCUCCGCAAUUUCUCGGAGACAGGGAUGCGUGGGAAAACUCAGCAAAUCCGAGCUCAGCUUUACUGUAAGAGUGGCGGCCAGAGCGGCUUAGCGCCUCCCUUGACUUUCGGAGGGUGCGCCUUUCCGUCUACUGCGCCUGCGUGCGCGCGCAAACCCCAGGCCCCGCCUCUCUGGUCGGGACGACAGACGUGCGCCGGGAGGCGGGCUGCGCAUGCGCGAUCGCCGCGUCAGCCACUUGCGCGGGGCCGGUGACUGAAAGUACCGGGUCGUGUGUGUUCAUCGUGGGGGGAAAUCUGCCGCGCAGCGUGGAUCGGCGCGCGGAGACAGGGAAAAGCGUGGCAGAAAGCUCUGCCCCGGGCUGCAGGAGUCAGAGGUAGUGUUUUUUUUUCCUGUCCCCUUCCCAGCCUAGACCAUAUCCCCGCCCCGCACCCUGAGUCUCUCCUGGGGACCCCCUCUGCGCCUCCCGUUCUGAAGUGAGCCCCAGGCAAGGUCAUGAAGCUGGUGAGGAAGGACAUCGAGAAGGACAGUGCGGGGCAGGUCACCCUGGUCCCCGAGGAGCCCGAGGACAUGUGGCACACCUACAAUCUAGUGCAGGUGGGCGACAGCCUGCGCGCCUCCACCAUCCGCAAGGUCCAGACCGAGUCCUCCACGGGCAGCGUGGGGAGUAACCGUGUCCGCACCACCCUCACCCUUUGCGUGGAGGCCAUCGACUUUGACUCCCAAGCCUGCCAGCUCCGAGUCAAGGGGACCAAUAUCCAAGAGAAUGAGUACGUGAAGAUGGGGGCUUACCACACCAUCGAACUGGAGCCCAACCGCCAGUUCACCCUGGCCAAGAAACAGUGGGACAGUGUGGUUCUGGAGCGCAUCGAGCAGGCUUGUGACCCAGCCUGGAGUGCUGAUGUGGCAGCUGUUGUCAUGCAGGAGGGCCUCGCCCACGUCUGCCUAGUCACGCCCAGUAUGACCCUCACCCGUGCCAAGGUGGAGGUGAACAUCCCCAGGAAGCGGAAAGGCAACUGUUCCCAGCAUGACCGGGCCCUGGAGAGGUUCUAUGAACAGGUGGUCCAGGCCAUCCAGCGCCACAUCAACUUUGACGUUGUAAAGUGUGUUCUGGUGGCCAGCCCGGGAUUUGUACGAGAGCAGUUCUGCGACUACAUGUUUCAGCAGGCGGUGAAAACGGACAACAAGACGCUCCUGGAAAACCGCUCCAAAUUCCUUCAGGUACACGCCUCCUCUGGACACAAGUACUCCCUGAAGGAGGCCCUUUGUGACCCCACCGUAGCUAGCCGCCUUUCAGACACGAAAGCUGCUGGGGAAGUGAAAGCCUUGGAUGACUUCUAUAAAAUGUUGCAGCACGAGCCUGACCGCGCUUUCUAUGGACUCAAGCAGGUGGAGAGGGCCAACGAAGCCUUGGCGAUCGACACGUUGCUCAUCAGCGAUGAGCUCUUCCGGCAUCAGGACGUGGCCACGCGCAGCCGGUACGUCAGGCUGGUGGACAGCGUGAAAGACAAUGCAGGCACGGUUCGGAUAUUCUCCAGUCUCCAUGUGUCUGGGGAACAGCUUGGCCAGUUGACGGGAGUAGCUGCCAUUCUCCGCUUCCCUGUGCCGGAACUCUCUGACCAGGAGGACGAUUCCAGUUCUGAAGAGGAUUAAGACUGACAUUUAAUAGUUGCUUCUGCUCCGUUACUUCUCGGCAUCGCUUGACAGGUGCAAGAGCCGCGCUUGUUGAUCUGAUCGGGCUGGGAUUUCCUGUGUGUUGGUCACACUAGGGCAUGUAUUCAAAUGAAAUAAACCAAAAGAAAAGAACGUCCAAGCAUUGUGUUUUCUGAUUAGAGGUUUUUUUUUUUUUUCCUAAAUAUCUGAAAACAGCAAUUUGUGUACCUAAGUGAAAAAGUCUAUUGUUUGGGUUUGAUUCUACAUGGCAUAUUUUCAUUUCAUUUAAUGAUUCUUUCCUCACUUCUUUCUAGUUUAUUUUUCAAAAUUUGACUACAUUUACUACUUAAGUGGUAGCCAAACCAUAAAUAAAGCCAAGUCUGAGAUACUAUUUUCUUUUAGAGGUUUGUUGAACUAGUCGUUUCUAAAACUCUUGUUUCUCCGUGGUUGUUCUAAUCAUAUUUUCUGCAGACAAACAGUUGUUUUCAGGCAGUGGAGGUCUGCUCUACCAAGGGUUCCCAACAUAGUCUCAGGACCAGGACCUUAAAGCUGAGAUGAGAGCCUGUGGUUCACUUCCUGCACCUCUGGGCACCUCUCCAACCUGGACUUCAGCUCUUUACACUGAAACCCUGCCACAUUCUUUGGUUUGCCGAGAGCGUUAUUUACUGUGACUUGGCCAGCGUUGCACUUUACAAGGUCCCUGUGGCGUUCGUCUGUGCUCUCUCAUUGAGACUGGUCCAUGUCAUACGUGAAGAAAAGCAUGUUCAGGGAGUUGAGUACCUUGGAUAUCUACGUGGACGUUGUCUAGCCCUUCUAACUGUAGAUACAGAAUUUAUACAAAUUACCACUAAGACUGUUUUUACUAUAUAUGUGUGUGCCUUGGAUUGGGAGCUUCAGAGAUAGGGCAUUGCAACUUCAUCUUUGACAAAGCUCAGUUUAGCAUGUGAUUAGGACUUCUGUCUGCAGUCUGGAUCAGCGAUGCCUAUGUCAUAUAAAGUUAUUGUUAAUCUGUGGGCUUUGUGGUAUAACAUGUUUGGGGUUAUAAUAAGUUCAAUAAAUUUGUUAACUUGUUUAGAUUUUUCCUAUGAUGCUAAGAACUGGUACGAUCAUGAUCUAUCUUUACCUUCUAAAAAUAACUCAGGUUGUCAUUUCAUCUUAAUAAUUAGCUUUAAUAUUAAGACUUGUAAAAUAACUUAAUAGGAAUACAGAGAGGAAGUCAUUACAGUCUUAAAUUUAGGGCCUGGUUGGUAAUGAAUCCUGAUCUCAGAACAUAAAUUACUUCUGUAAUAUAUAUCUCUAGUAUUAAAAUGAAGUCUAAUAAACCCGUGAGUACAUUUUUGGAGCAAAAGUUCACAUUGCACAGCCGUAGCUUUGCGUUGGGAACCCUUAGUGCCUAAGCUGAAGCCCAGAGCAAUUAAACAGCCUUUCACCCCUGGAAGUGGGUGAGAAGUCCUUCUUUUCUGCCAAUUACUGAGAUAAGCUGGGCGUGGUAGCCUGUGCUUUUAAUCUUGGCAAGUUGGCAGAGGCAGGUGGGUCUCUGAGUUCAAGGACAGAUGGGGCUGUGUCUUAAAGAAAAGUCACCAGGGUGGUUGCCGUAGGCUUCAGGGCCGAGAAGCUGAUUCGGAACUUGGUAUUUGCAUGAGAGGUUGAUUCCGAACUUACUUGUUGCAGACUUGUUAGAACCUUGAAUCCGAUGCUUUGCUCGGAGCCAGCCCCAGCUUGUUGCAGCGUCUACAGGUGAUUGCUGUGUGAAAUAAAAUCUGAUACAAAUGUCAGAGCCUUUCCAAGCAGAAUUAGGAAGUCAGACUGGGUUUCCAGAUUUAAGUUCAACAGAAUAGUCUGAUGUGGCUCUAAGACCUCUAAGUAAAUGCCAGUUUUUAUGUAUAUAAAGUACAUAGGAAAUGUAACACUUAGUUUUUUAAUUAAUUAAUUAAUUUAUUAUUAUUUUUUUUUUUUGAGACAGGGUUACUUUGUGUAGCCCUGGAUGUCCCAGGACUUACUCUCUAGACCAAGCUGGACUUGAACUCAAGAGAUCCUCCCACCUCCUGAGUGCUAGGAUCAAAGGCGUACAACACCACCACCCACAGACUCCUCCUUUUCUUAAAUUCACAUUUUAUGUUUCUGUCCAAAGUAUAAUUCAUACUAUACCAUGGGAACAAUACAAAAAUAAAGAUAAAAGCAAAUUGAAUUUAAAACUCUAUUAAUUAUCAUUGACUUUUCUAAAAUUCAGAGUGGGACUUAAGUUUUGGGAAAUUUUGCCUGCUGGUCAUUAGGAUGAACAGCAGCACCUUAAUCUUAGAUGUGGUGAUGCACACCUUUAAUCCCAGCACUCUCGAGGCAGAGACAGGCGGAUCUCUGUGAGUUCCAGACUGACCUGGUCUACAAGAGCUAGUUCCAGGACAGGCUCCAAAACCACAGAAUAACCCUGUCUUGAAAAACGAGAGAGAGAGAGAGAGAGAGAGAGAGAGAGAGAGAGAGAGAGAGAGAGAGAGAGAGAGAGAGAGAGA